AUGGACUUGGGAUGUACAGGACCAAGAUUGGCCUGGACAAACAACAGACAAGGAUGGGCCAAUACUAUGGUGAGACUGGAUCGAGCUAUAUGUAAUACUGAAUGGCGAACCACUUUCCCUAAAGGAUUGGUUCAAAAUCUACCCCGUACUUAUUCAGACCAUUCUCCGAUGAUGAUUUUCACCCAAGGUAAGUCCCCCUUUAACCCUUCUCCCAAAUCCUUCAAAUUUAUUGCUGCUUGGAUUUUGCAUGAGGAUUUUUUGUCUGUGAUGGAAAGUAACUGGGAACACUCCCCUCCUUCUCUUGUUGAUAAGCUUGAGAAUCUAGCUCUCAAUGCUAGUGUGUGGAAUAUUAAUAAAGAGACAUUUGGGAACAUUUUUAGAAAUAAGAGAUGGCUAUUGGGGAGGAUUGAGGGAAUCCAAAAAUCUCAAAUCCAUAAUUACUCCCAUAACCUCUAUCUCCUGGAGAUGAACCUUUUGAACAAUGUAAUAAAGUCCUCUACCAAGAGGAAUUAUUAUGGUUUCAGAAAUCUAGGUCCAACUGGAUUACCCAGGGGGACAGAAAUACCAAGUUCUUUCAUCUCUCUACCUUGA
This is a messenger RNA of Camellia sinensis, 591 nucleotides long. Lineage: Eukaryota; Viridiplantae; Streptophyta; Magnoliopsida; Ericales; Theaceae. The record is from RefSeq and is a predicted model, not a curated record.